Messenger RNA from Chiloscyllium plagiosum (whitespotted bambooshark), 582 nucleotides. NCBI's taxonomy places the organism in Eukaryota, Metazoa, Chordata, Chondrichthyes, Orectolobiformes, Hemiscylliidae. The record is from RefSeq and is a predicted model, not a curated record.
UAGAGGUGGGGUGCCCGUCAGAUCGAUUGUAUCGAGAAUGUGUGGUCAGUGAUGGCUGUCCAUAUAGCUGUGCCCAUCUUAAUGGUCUUGUGGAGUGUUUUAGUGAUGGCUGUGAGGAAGGCUGUCACUGUCCCGUGGGCAGCUAUCUUCAUAAUGGAUCCUGUGUUCAGGAAUGUGCCUGUGUGAUAAAGGAGGAUACUCUGCAGUUAUUUCAGAAUCACUCCAUAAACCCAUCAGUCCCUCCAAUUAUGUUAAUGGAUGAUGAUGCAGAGAUUCAAGAGGAGAUUCCAUCAGGGACUGUACUCCAACACGAAUGCAGCAAUUGUACAUGCAGGAAUGGACAACUGAACUGCUCAUUCACUGUCUGUGUGGCUGAUGGACAGUUUUCCACAUGGAGCCCCUGGACUUCCUGUUCCCGCAGCUGUGGUGGAAUUGGCCACAUGACCAGAUCACGUGACUGCUCAAGCCCAGCACCAACCAAUGGCGGCAGAGACUGUGUUGGACCAAGAGUUGAUUUUAAGUUUUGUCAAAGUCUGGACUGUGAAGUGUCUGUGCCAACAAGAGAACCUGUCAGUUUACCAG